Rhipicephalus microplus (southern cattle tick) is the source of this 5174-nucleotide messenger RNA. Its product is annotated as rho GTPase-activating protein 15-like. Gene Ontology annotation, biological process: regulation of GTPase activity; signal transduction. Gene Ontology annotation, molecular function: protein binding. The record is from RefSeq and is a predicted model, not a curated record. NCBI's taxonomy places the organism in Eukaryota, Metazoa, Arthropoda, Arachnida, Ixodida, Ixodidae. Gene Ontology annotation, cellular component: cytoplasm.
ACAUUUCCCUUCUCUUUUCAUUUGUUGCAUUUGUCUCGUUUGUUUGGAUCUCAUGGCGAACGCCUUGGGACGAUUAACGCAGCCGAGCGCUGUUGCUGUCUAAAAGAACGCAUGCCAGCUGUGUCCACGCCAGUAUUACAUUCCUGCCCCUCUUCGAUUGCGGUUGUGCUUCGCGGUGUGGAAAACGCCUCGAGCUUCUGCAUCGUCCGUGGUGGUGUCGUCGCGACGGAGUGUUGUGUUGUGGUAGUUGUGGAUUGACCCCGCGCUACCACGAAGGAGGGGGACAUGGGCAAAGCCAGCCGUAGAUGAUGCGAACUGAAGUAUGUGCGAGCAGACCCGAGUGCUGCCAGAGUUUGUGGGCAGCCAGGCAAGCGGGCGCCGCAUCGACCCGCUGGACAAAAGCAGCAGCUUGUGGUGGCGGCUAACUGGCCCCAACCGACACGCGGCCACACGCCAAGCCAGCACUGCAGAGGGAGUUUACGCGUCUAUCAAACCACUGGCAAAAAGCCUGCCUCAUGUUGACAAGCCUGCUCCAGAGGAGGGAUCUGGUGAGCCUCCGGGAGUCCAGUCUAAUGUGCGGCAACAGCAGCGGUCAUCAAACGCAUCCCUGAACCACGGAAACAUCCACUGGCAAUCACGUAGCCUGAAUGCGUCGCCCAGUGAUACGCUGGACUCGCCUGCAGAUGCAACGAGUCCGAUUUCACGCUCGUGCGAGUCUUUGGAUGAGCCCGAGAUCGACUACUCGGACAAUGAGGAAGCCUCCAGCACCAAUGCAGUUAAAGAAACCGCCGAGCCAUCAUCUUACCACUUUAGGCGUGAAAGGGACAUGCCAAUAUAUGCCAACUUUCCACCGCUGCCUUGCCCUCCAAGCCCACCUCAUCCAUCACCCGACGAGCAACCGCUGCGUUUUUUGAGCGACCACUGGGCUGAAUUCGAUGCACGUGGGGUCGGCCGGAAGUUUUAUUACAACUUUCACACCGGACAACGCUCGUGGAAGCCUCCCAGGCGCCGAGGGGAGCUACCUACCACUCAUGAAAGGGAUCGUGCCAGCCUAGCUCCGCAGUCGGUCUCACCGCAGAUAUCUCAACGCAAGGGCCCCCCGCCUCUUCCACCAGCCAAAAAAAAGCCACCCAUCCAAAGCAAUCCACUUUCCUCAAGCCAAGACAGUUUGCUGUCAUCCAGCCGCGACAGCUUGUUGUCCUCCAGCCGAGAGGACCUUCUGUCCAGCAGCCGAGACAGCCUGUCGCAGUCCUCUUCUACUGGUCAUAGCCGUCCUUCUGUAAACCAUCCUGGUUCUUCUUCUCUUCCACGAGAGAGCUCUAGUGAGGAGUCCGUGCAGCAAAAUGGCAACAGCAAAUUCUACUUUGCCCGUGGAAGUCGGCUGGCAAUGGCUUACCAGUCAGCGGCAGACAGGUGGUACAGCUCAGUCGAAGAUCCCAGCCAGAUGACUGGUGAUAGGCCCCGUCUGCUUCCUGGCAGUUCCAUAGAGGAGGAAACUGAUUCCAUCUCUGAGAGUCCAUCGCCAUGGGAGCGUAGGGCACCUGUGGCCGAGAACAGCAGUGGGGCACGGGGUAGCCAUUACCCAGGUAUUCCGCCAACGCUGACGCCGAAGCUGAAUCGUCUGAAGCCCACGCCUCCGCCAGUGCUACCCCUCUCCUCGUCCCUGUCCGAAGCAAAGCACGCCAGGGCUAUGAGGACCCGUUCUAUGAUUCUGCCCGAGGACUACCCGUUGCAUGGUCCGUCCGUGGCAGAAGCCAUAGAGACCUUUGACACACUGGAGAUGGUGACACGCCAGGGUACUCUGAACAAGACAGAGUUGGUCCGAGCGGGGAAGAAGCAAAAGAAAAGCUGGUCACCUGCAUACGUGGUGCUCACCAAUCGAAACCUCUUUCUCUACAAAGACAUCAACACGGCUCAGGAGGUAAGCCCUUAAACCGGCCGGAAAAGUUCUGAACUUCAGAUAAACCUGGCUGGAGCUGUCAUAGAUUGGUGCCCUGACAAGUCUAAACGCCGAAACGUAUUUCAGCUAAGUACUACAGCUGGACAAAAGGUACUCCUUCAAGAUGACAAUGUCCAAACAAGCAAGGAAUGGUUUGAUACCAUCAGUGCAGCUAUCAAGAGAUUGCCCAAUGGCUUGGGCCUUGUUAUGGGCUGGCAGCCAGAACCACCUCCCGCUCCCCCACCUCCUCCCGAGGAAACCGCACCUCCACCUUCGUCCAGUUUCGCAUCGCGGCGAAGCAAGAAGACUAGCCGAACCAAGUCCAUUCGCCAGCCGGCAUCUCCACCUGCCCCGACUUUUGAUGCUGCGCAGAUGCAGCAGCAACAUCAGCAACAACAGUCCCAAGCUUCUGGAGUGGUAGACUCAUGUGGAAGCCAGAGCCCGCAGGAACGGAAGAACCGGAUCCGGAACAAGCUACGACAAUUUUUUGUCCGCAGGCCAACGCUAGAAAGCCUCCAGGAGAAAGGAAUCUUUAAGGACGAGCCCGUGUUUGGUUGCACACUGGCACACUUGUGUGAAAAGGACCGAUCAAGCGUACCUCGGUUUGUUCAGGAAUGCAUCCUCGAGAUUGAGAGGAGAGACAUGACGGCUGAUGGUCUCUAUCGUGCCAGUGGCAACCUCUCACAAGUGCAGAAGGUCCGGUGCCAUGUCAAUCAAGAUGACUACAGUGUCUUAGCGCAAGAAGAAGACAUCCAUGUGCUGACUGGAGCUCUGAAGAUGUUCUUCCGGCAUAUGAAAGAACCCCUCUUCCCUUACAACCUGUUCACCAAGUUCCUCAAGGCAAUUGGUCAGCCCACAAGAACGACCAAAAUGGCCAUGUUUCGAGAUCUCCUGUCUGAGUUGCCAAGACCAAACUAUGACACACUCAAGUACCUGCUUAGGCAUCUUCUGAGGGUGACUGAGCACAGCGACAAAAAUCGCAUGCAUAUCCAAAACCUGGCCAUCGUGUUUGGGCCAACACUACUGUCAUCGGGCGAGGAGCCCCGAAACCUGGCACUGGACAUGAUGCAACAAAACCAGGUCAUCGAGUUCCUCCUGCUCGAGUUCAACUUCCUGUUCCCCUGAACACCAUUUUUUCUUCAACCUCCCAAAGAGCAGGGAAAUGGACCCCUGCAGUUUUCAGUUCCUACUAUUACAGUGGCACUGCUAUACUGUCACCAUGACACACAGAACACCCACAAAAAGGUUGUCCAGAAUUUCUCUCGCACCAUGCAAGUGAAAAGAAGAGUGCUGCAUCUUUGUUAUGCGCUACGCUGUCUCCUGCCUCAUUUAUUUCUGGCCAGUCCUCUUUCAUGAAUGGCGUCUCCUGCUUUGAUGCAAGACAACAAAACAGUUCUGCGCUCAUCCAAAAGGUCGCUCUGCCAAAACACAGCUCUAAGAAGUUGCAGACAUUGUGCUCGUGCUGUGCCCGAUAAAUAGGGACGUCGGUUCACUCCUGCACUUGCCACCAGAUGGUGUGACUCUUGAGUCAUAGCUUCAGGACUGUGCUUUGGCCAGCCCACAAUCACGCCCAUCGUUCAUCUACCAUUACAGCCACGGUGUUGCUAUCCCGGCCUCGCUUGCCACCGUGUUUUGCCAUGAAACUGGUCUAGUAGACAGCAGUGUCUGAAAUGAUUAUGUAGGCUCAAGCCUGAAUUUUCUAGGCGUUCAUUUAAGCUCGAGUAGAUCAAGUGUUAUCAUUCCAAGUGCCCAAACUCACCUGUAGUAAUUCCUAAGAGUAUCUGUCCUCUUUUUAUUGUUAUCAUUGUUUUUAUCUUGAUGAUGUGUAGCCACAGCAGUGAUCGAGUGAGAGUGGCAGCUCUUGCUGCCCAGCUUGAAUGAAAAUCUUCGGUCUGAAAACAUGAUUAUAAUGCUACAGUCGAUUUGCCCGCAUGAAGAAUACACUGCCCAUGUAAAGGUAACCAGGAGAAGAUGAGCCGAAAGCAGUGGCUAGUGUGCCUAGAGAAGCGUUUAAUAUGCAAGUUAAAGACAUCUAUUAUAUAGCAGCCCAUAUUUAGGUAUUUAGCAAAGAAGUUGUGUGUAGUUUCAUCCAUGCCUAUGCCCUAAUGAUAUAAGAAAUAUGUCACUUGACAUACACAAUCAUGUUGAGCCAGCCAUCGUGUUAGCAACUGCACUUACUGUGUACAGAAACUCAUGUUCAUUUUUCCUAGGGAACCUUGUGGGCUAUUUGCUUUAGUUCAAUAAGCAAAUUGUGGCAAGCAUUUUGUGCAUAGCCUUGAGGCAGUGCAUUAUGUUGCAUUCAACUGUUAAAACGUUGUUUCUAUGCAUGUAUUCACCCAUGUUGUUGUUUGUGAUUUAUUAGCAGUGUUGGGUUGUGGUCAGCUGUGCACUUAGAAGUAGCAAUGUGACUAGAAUUUCAAGUUUAUGUUCCACUUUCCCACAAAUUGUAGCCUUCCUGCUUAAUGAAAAAGCUGAUUUUCCUAAUCAUACUGUCCAAAAGAGCCAGGAAGUUGUAUCUGCAGUGUAGUGGCAAUAACCUAAAGCAAGUCACAGUACACUGUACAAAGUGGAGGACACUCUCUCUUUUUAAGGUAUUCUUCCUUUUUCGUUAGAGGUACAAAUGUCUCGUGCUCGCGUUGCAGCGCUUGUAAUUUAUCGUCCCUCAGUUGUGAACACACGAGUACCAUGAACAUUGCAAGGUGCUGGUCGGCAUGAACCUAGCUGUGUUGUCCUUUUAGUUCUGUCUCGUGAAGGAGAUUGUUGUUUGUCAAUGUGUGACACCACAUAAUCGGCAAUUUUGGUGCACUUUUCAGCAUCUGCUAACAAGGAACUGGCAUUCUUGUUAAAAAGUAUUUGUAGUUUAGUUUGAUAGUUGUUGCUUCGAGGGAAUGUUGAAAAUUGCGUGUGUAACAUCAUUGUUAAUGAGGCAUUCAGAUGUGGUUGCUAAUCCUGUGAUAUUUUUAUGACAGUAUUACAGCCCAUUGAAAAAGGCAAAGCGGUGCUGCCUCUCUUGUGCACAUACAAUUUGGGCUUUAACGAAAGCAUGCCAUCGAUUGUGAAUAGAGGAGCAUGUAUCAGGUUUAUUUAUUGACAUUCCUCACAGUAUGCUCUGUGCCUUAAGAGAAAAAUCAAUGAUAUGCAGUUUUUGAACAUGUUUCAAGUUUGCCAUUGUGUUGUUGAAUUUAGAGAGCACUAUAAAUUAAUAGCAAAUAAAGUUGAUUUUUUGAGUCACACA